Phytophthora sojae is the source of this 459-nucleotide messenger RNA. RefSeq lists its product as hypothetical. The coding region runs from base 1 to 459 and encodes 152 amino acids. Lineage: Eukaryota; Oomycota; Peronosporomycetes; Peronosporales; Peronosporaceae. The transcript is spliced from 2 exons. The record is from RefSeq and is a predicted model, not a curated record.
AUGUGGGGGCUGUUCCUCGCUACCUACAACAAGCGUCUUGUGCAGAAGACGCGCUGGGCCAAACGACUCAACGAGAAGCAGUUGAAGGCGAAGAAACUGGAAGCCGGCAACGAGACGCAGUCGAGCAAUAAGGACAAGGUCUCGAUCUCAAUGAAAAAGGCCCCUCCACUCAAGGCUUGCAGCAUUUACGUGCGUGGAAAGCUGGCCAUUUCGGCCGCAUGCUUAAACAAGAAGGAUGCCAGACGAGCAGCGAACGAGACGUGGCGCGACAUCCUGGAGGAGCUCAACAAGAUCAAGGGCUUGUCGAGGACUCGAGCCACCAGUUCGACAGCGGUUAACCAACCGCGUCCUGCAGCACCAAGUCAAGUGGAACGAAAGACCAGCCUCGUUGUUUGCAGUGACGACGAGACUGACGGAGAUGACGACGACGACGGAAACCUCUCUGACGACGGACCGUAG